This is a messenger RNA of Acanthisitta chloris (rifleman), 405 nucleotides long. RefSeq names its product transcription factor AP-1. Bases 46 to 339 code for a protein of 97 amino acids. The transcript has a single exon. Lineage: Eukaryota; Metazoa; Chordata; Aves; Passeriformes; Acanthisittidae. Gene Ontology annotation, biological process: regulation of cell cycle; regulation of transcription by RNA polymerase II; regulation of cell population proliferation. Gene Ontology annotation, molecular function: transcription factor binding; RNA polymerase II cis-regulatory region sequence-specific DNA binding; DNA-binding transcription factor activity, RNA polymerase II-specific. The record is from RefSeq and is a predicted model, not a curated record. Gene Ontology annotation, cellular component: transcription regulator complex.
CCCCGGCUGCAGGCUCUGAAGGAGGAGCCGCAGACUGUACCUGAAAUGCCGGGGGAAACGCCGCCCCUGUCCCCCAUCGACAUGGAGUCGCAGGAAAGAAUCAAAGCCGAGAGAAAGCGCAUGAGGAACAGGAUCGCGGCGUCCAAGUGCCGGAAAAGGAAGUUGGAAAGGAUUGCCAGGUUGGAAGAAAAAGUGAAAACUUUGAAAGCCCAGAACUCAGAGCUGGCAUCCACUGCCAACAUGCUCAGAGAACAGGUUGCACAGCUUAAGCAGAAGGUCAUGAACCAUGUGAACAGCGGGUGCCAGCUAAUGCUCACACAGCAGUUGCAGACGUUUUGAAGAGACUUUGUCUUCGGCGAGAACUGUUGUGGUCUAACUAAAGCAGAACCCCCCGAAGCGGCAGGC